AUCAAUCUUCAUCAGGCUACAUUUCCAAUCACCUAAACAACCGAGCAAGACAAGCCACUCCGACAAGGUUGGCUGCCCGGCUAAUCUCUGUGAGGGCGCAAGGUAGAUGGUGAGCGGCCCCGACAGCUGAGGGCAGGCCAGGCCCCCAGAAGCAACAGCUUGAAGGACUCUGAGGUUGGAGCCCUCCCUGUUCUGCUCCUGGCCCCAGGCCCCCUGGAUCCAUUGGGGCGCCUCCACCCGGCUGUUAGCAUGAUGUCUUACCUCAAACAACCCCCAUAUGGCAUGAAUGGGCUGGGCCUGGCUGGGCCCGCCAUGGACCUCCUGCACCCCUCUGUGGGCUAUCCUGGUGAGCACUCGCAUUUUGUCUAGGCCGGGUUCUGAGACUGCUGGAGGUGGGGGCUGCCCAAGGCCUCUAGUACAAGGUGGCUUAACCUUCAUUGACCCGAAGCGCCUCCCCCCAUGUCCCUGCAGCCACCCCGCGGAAGCAGCGGAGAGAACGUACCACCUUCACUCGCUCACAGUUGGACGUGCUUGAAGCGCUCUUCGCCAAGACUCGCUACCCUGACAUCUUCAUGCGCGAGGAGGUGGCGCUGAAAAUCAACCUGCCAGAGUCCAGAGUCCAGGUCUGGUUCAAGAACCGCCGCGCCAAGUGCCGGCAACAGCAGCAGAGCGGGAGCGGAACUAAGAGCCGCCCCGUCAAGAAGAAGUCAUCUCCAGUGCGGGAGAGCUCGGGCUCCGAAAGCAGCGGCCAGUUCACGCCGCCUGCUGUGUCUAGCUCUGCCUCGUCUUCUAGCUCUGCCUCCAGCGCUCCUGCCAUCCCGGCAGCGGCUGCGGGCCUAGGCGGAAACCCGGCAGUGGCCGCCGCGCCGUCGCUGAGUACUCCCGCGGCCUCAUCCAUCUGGAGCCCGGCCUCCAUCUCACCCGGCUCAGCGCCGACAUCUGUGUCCUUGCCCGAGCCGCUGGCUGCGCCAAGCAAUGCCUCGUGUAUGCAGCGCUCGGUAGCUGCAGGGGCCGCCACCGCGGCCGCCUCCUAUCCCAUGUCCUACGGCCAGGGUGGCAGCUAUGGCCAGGGCUACCCCGCGCCCUCCUCUUCCUACUUUGGCGGUGUGGACUGCAGUUCAUACCUAGCACCCAUGCACUCGCAUCACCACCCGCACCAGCUCAGCCCCAUGGCACCCUCCUCCAUGGCAGGCCACCAUCAUCACCACCCGCACGCACAUCAUCCGUUGAGCCAAUCCUCAGGCCACCAUCACCACCAUCACCACCACCACCACCACCAAGGCUACGGGGGCUCAGGGCUUGCGUUCAACUCUGCUGACUGCUUGGAUUACAAGGAGCCUGGCGCUGCUGCUGCUUCUUCCGCCUGGAAACUCAACUUCAAUUCGCCUGAUUGUCUGGACUAUAAGGACCAAGCUUCUUGGCGGUUCCAGGUCUUGUGAGCCCAGGAGAGAGGGGAAAAGAAAAAGCAAAAACAAAAAAACACAACUACCUGCGCCCUUGGUGGUCCCCAUCCUGUUGUUGCUGCUGCACCGCCAGCCUUUGCCUCGGCUUCUCCAAAACUGAAUUUUCACACCCCCAAAAGAUGCCCAUUGCCUGCACUGCCGCCUCCCCCCUUGUGCCACUUGUUGGGGGGAAUAUGUAAACCCGACUACCGGGUGAACAGGGGACCCAUGCUUCGGCUUUUCCCACAGGUUCU
Octodon degus (degu) is the source of this 1696-nucleotide messenger RNA. RefSeq names its product orthodenticle homeobox 1 (gene Otx1). Gene Ontology annotation, molecular function: RNA polymerase II cis-regulatory region sequence-specific DNA binding; DNA-binding transcription factor activity, RNA polymerase II-specific. The transcript has 5 exons. NCBI's taxonomy places the organism in Eukaryota, Metazoa, Chordata, Mammalia, Rodentia, Octodontidae. Bases 573 to 1439 code for a protein of 288 amino acids. The record is from RefSeq and is a predicted model, not a curated record. Gene Ontology annotation, cellular component: nucleus. Gene Ontology annotation, biological process: multicellular organism development; regulation of transcription by RNA polymerase II.